GAGCAGGCAGCUCCGCGCCCACAGUCGCCGGCCCCCGCGGACUGCCGGAGCCGCCGCCGCCGCCGCCGCCGCUGCCUCUGCCUCCGCGGCGCAUCGCGGACGCCCUGCAGGAAUGAGAGGAGAAUCAUACUUCAUCGGAAUGAGGAGCCUGGGGCAGCAGGGGUACAUCCCAGAAGAUGGAGGGCUUCUCUUACUCUGCUGCAUAGACAGGGACUGGGCUGUCACUCGGUGUUUCGCAGAGGAAGCCUUUCAAGCAAUCACUGACUUCAACGAUCUCCCCAACUCGUUGUUUGCAUGUAAUGUUCACCAGUCUGUGUUUGAAGGAGAAGAGAGCAAGGAAAAAUUUGAGGGACUGUUCCGGACUUAUGAUGACUGUGUGACAUUCCAGCUCUUCAAGAGUUUCAGACGUGUCCGAAUAAACUUCAGCAAUCCUAAAUCUGCAGCCCGUGCCAGGAUAGAGCUUCAUGAAACCCAGUUCAGAGGGAAAAAAUUAAAACUCUACUUUGCACAGGUCCAGACUCCAGAGACAGAUGGAGACAAACUGCACUUGGCUCCGCCACAACCUGCCAAGCAGUUUCUCAUCUCGCCCCCCUCGUCGCCUCCUGUGGGCUGGCAGCCCAUCAGCGAUGCCACACCGGUCCUCAACUACGACCUCCUCUAUGCCGUGGCCAAACUAGGACCAGGAGAGAAAUACGAGCUCCAUGCGGGAACAGAGUCCACCCCAAGUGUGGUUGUGCACGUGUGCGACAGCGACAUAGAGGGAGAGGAGGAUCCAAAGACUUCCCCAAAGCCAAAAAUCAUCCAAACCCGGCGUCCCGGCCCACCACCCUCUGUGUCCAACUGAGCUUACUGCUCCACCUUGAGGAUAAAAUCCGUCUCUUCUUUAUCAUGCUUUUUCCCCCUCCCUGUUGUUUGUCAGAGAGAAAAAAAAAAUUAAUUGCCUUUAAAUCCCUGGGUGUUUGGUUGUUUGAGAUUCCUUCCUUGUAAUCAAGCCUCUCGGACAAAAGGGCUAGGAAAAGGUGAUAUGUGUCUCCUGAUCAUAUCAUACCCAUUAAGUAUAAUUCAUUAUUUAGAAGGUUCUAGAAAAAGUAGUAUUUUCUUAUUAAACAAUCAGCACAGCCUAUAUCUCUGUUCUCUCAUGUUGAUCCAAGCCAGACACAUCGAUAACAAGCAGUACCUGUGUUGUUUGUGAGCCUCUUCAGUCCCAGUCCUGAUGUGCGUGUUGUUUUUUUCCUGGCCACUCAAAUAGGACCAUAAGUAAACUUGACUUUGACUGCAUGAGAUAUCCCUAUCUGGUCUCUCUCAGUCCUCUGCAUCCCGACAUUCCCAGGACAUGCAUGAUCACCAGCAUUUGUUUUCAUGAUUUGAGGAUAUACUCUAACUCACAGGUUAUCAGCAUCCAGCCAUGUCCUACUUAGAAUAGGAAAAAAAUAAUCCGUAUCAUCCAGCUUGACAAGUCUGGGUAUAGUCACUAUUUUGAGUCAAUAUUUCAUAGCUCUGUUAAAAUUCCUGGAGGCAAAAUUGAGCUUGGCCCCAAAGAUAUUCCUCAAUAGAGUUUGAACAUCAUUUCCAUGUAGAACUUCCCAGUCUCAUUGGGGAGGCUUGUCCAGGGUGAUAGAGACCGAUUUCAGACGAACUAUUUAUUAUCAAAGUCUCUCAUGGUGUCUGAACUGAUUGUUUUUUCUCUUUGUAUAUUUGUACAAAUGUUUCAGCUGUGCUUUUAAAAUCUGGAUGUUUUUUAUUUAGUGGUUGUUCAGCCAUUAGCUGCUUAAAAACAUGAUAUGUGCAUUGCUUAUGAAUGCAUUCAUAUACUAUUGCAGAUAAUCUGAUAAUAUCACACUAUUAUGGAUAAUACUGAAUUUUAAGAGGGCACGACAACAUCAUAUGCCAAUACAUGAAUGAUUAGCCAACAUCUUUGCUAUCCAGCCCACUUGUUUUUAAAUAAUGAUGCAAGUGUCAGUUGUAGACGAUUUAAAGUUAGCUAAAUCUCCAGAAUGUAGCAACAGCUGAGCAUAUUCAAACAGGGAAAGGGUGAGAGAUAAAUGUAUGCCAAUCCUGCUCACGCAAUGCCCAUAUGCUCAAAAAAGUUUUGUUUUCAUUACAUGUGAUUUUUCUAUUUCUCCAGCCCAAAGUGCAUUACAGAAGAUACACCUAGAGAACCAUUAACUUCUGCUGUAUGUGCCAGGCCUCAUCUACUCUUGUACAUUAAUAAAUUACUUUAGAUGCAAUUACAAAUUAUGAUGGAGUGAGGAAGUACUUUCAUGACCUAAGCCUCAGAAAAAACACACAAGAACAAUAAUGCAGCCAACCGAUUGAAGAGUUGUUGUGGUUUUUGCCUAGGGUGUAUGUUAGUGUCCUCAGAAACUUAAAACAGACUGAUCACUCAGAAAUUAAAAGUCCGUUCUACUGUGAAUAUAGCAAUAUAGUACUGGACACAGUACAGGUGAAACUGAGGAGAGCUUUGCUUGUAAAAUCCUAAGUUUCUAUAGGAAAAAUGAAGACUCCUUGUAAAAAUAAAAUCUGAGGAGUAUGUUAUCAGCAAAUGCUUUGACUUUCCUUUGCUGUGGAGGUUUCUGGAUUUUCAUUGGCAAGAUUAUGUACUUCAUGGUGGAGGAAUGGCGCCCUCUAAUGGAGGAAUGUUGCAUUUGGCUAUUUAGAUGACAGGACUACAGCCAUCCACCUUUGGGGGCUGAAUCUCAGCUGACUGCUGGUCAUUGACUUUUUAAGAUACCCUGAUUUUUUUUUUCAGAAUGCAGAUUCUGGGGAAAAAAAACUAGAUGAGAGAAAGUUUUGGAAAAUGAUUUUUUAAAAAAUGUUUUAAAAUAGUCGUACCAGACUUUACUAUUGAGUAAAAGUUGAAAUGAUCAUUCUGCACAGUCACAAAAAUUCGGUGGCAUGUAUGACCUAAGUGGUGAGUCUGGGUAUUGCCACAUGUCCAUGUUAACCUGUCUCAGAUCAAGCAACUCCUUCACUAGGUUGGACUUUGGGGGGAAGAUAGAGGGGUUUUUCUCAGGGGAGCAGUAGGGAAUGGGAAGCGCCUGCCAUGUUUGUGUGGAACCUCCUCACGCUGUGAAAGUCUCAGUUGCCUCGGCAUUUCCAUGACGCACAUUAUGCAAACCUCUUUAGCACUAUUUUAAGUUUGAAAAGUUUUAAAAUGAAGGGGAAGGGGAAGAUUUCCACCAACUGAAUCAUUUGUGCACGUGUAUAGCUCCAAGAGCUUAGACUUCAAAUAUAUCUGGUGAAUGAC
Ictidomys tridecemlineatus (thirteen-lined ground squirrel) is the source of this 3247-nucleotide messenger RNA. RefSeq names its product regulator of calcineurin 2 (gene Rcan2). Gene Ontology annotation, cellular component: nucleus; cytoplasm. NCBI's taxonomy places the organism in Eukaryota, Metazoa, Chordata, Mammalia, Rodentia, Sciuridae. Gene Ontology annotation, biological process: calcium-mediated signaling. Gene Ontology annotation, molecular function: nucleic acid binding; calcium-dependent protein serine/threonine phosphatase regulator activity. The record is from RefSeq and is a predicted model, not a curated record.